Hevea brasiliensis (rubber tree) is the source of this 348-nucleotide messenger RNA. RefSeq names its product photosystem II D2 protein-like. The record is from RefSeq and is a predicted model, not a curated record. The transcript has a single exon. The coding region runs from base 1 to 348 and encodes 115 amino acids. Gene Ontology annotation, cellular component: chloroplast thylakoid membrane; photosystem II. Gene Ontology annotation, biological process: photosynthetic electron transport in photosystem II; photosynthesis, light reaction. NCBI's taxonomy places the organism in Eukaryota, Viridiplantae, Streptophyta, Magnoliopsida, Malpighiales, Euphorbiaceae.
AUGGUCACCGCUAACCGCUUUUGGUCUCAAAUCUUUGGGGUUGCUUUUUCCAAUAAACGUUGGUUACAUUUCUUUAUGUUAUUUGUACCAAUAACCGGUUUAUGGAUGAGCGCUCUUGGAGUGGUCGAUCUGGCUCUGAAUCUACGUGCCUAUGACUUCGUUUCUCAGGAAAUCCGUGCAGCGGAAGAUCCUGAAUUUGAGACUUUCUACACUAAAAAUAUUCUCUUAAACGAAGGUAUUCGUGCUUGGAUGGCGGCUCAAGAUCAGCCUCAUGAAAACCUUAUAUUCCCUGAGGAGGUUCUACCACGUGGAAAUCUUAAGGGAAAGGUUUAUGCCGCCACACUAUGA